This is a messenger RNA of Phacochoerus africanus (Common warthog), 3365 nucleotides long. RefSeq names its product pantothenate kinase 1 (gene PANK1). Gene Ontology annotation, biological process: coenzyme A biosynthetic process. The coding region runs from base 146 to 1969 and encodes 607 amino acids. Gene Ontology annotation, cellular component: nucleus; cytosol. The record is from RefSeq and is a predicted model, not a curated record. The transcript is spliced from 7 exons. NCBI's taxonomy places the organism in Eukaryota, Metazoa, Chordata, Mammalia, Artiodactyla, Suidae. Gene Ontology annotation, molecular function: pantothenate kinase activity; ATP binding.
UACAAAUACAUGUUUUCUCCCCCACCGCCGCAUUUCUCUGAAGCUCCUUGCUCGCUCCCACCUCAGUCCGCUCUUGGCUCAGUCGGCCAUACAAAGCCCAACCCGCCCAUCUCUUCUUUUGCAAAGCCCGAGAACUUCAGUCCCCAUGUUGAAGCUCGGCGGUGGCGGUGGCGGUGGUGGUGGUGGCGGGCAGGACUGGGCAUGCUCAGUAGCUGGGACAGGUCUGGAAGGCGAGGAAGCUGUGUUUGAAGUCGCGCGGCUGGGGUAUACGGGAAAGGCGGGCUGCGGGGCCCCCGGCUCGGGGUGUGCGGGGAUCCCGGAUUCCGCGCCCGGAGCGGGCAUGCUCCGGGCCGGCCCCGGGGGGCCGACGCGCGGGGGGCAGGGCGUGGAGGAGGUGGGAGAACCCGCGGGAGGAGGGGAGGAGCACCCAGCUCUCCAUCCCCCGGCGCCGGCUCUGCGGCUGCUGAAUCGGAAGCCGCAAGGAGGAUCCGCGGAAAUAAAGACGCAGGAGAAUGACCUCCAGAGAGGCCGCAUGAGCCGGGGCCCGCGCACUGUCCCACCAGCCCCGGGCAUGGGCGACCACGGCGGGCACCCGGAGCUCUCGGCCCCGCAAGCCCCGGGGACUCCCGUCGGCGCCGGCGUUGCAGCCUUGAACGGGCUGCUGCACAACGGCUUCUACCCGCCGUCAGUGCAGCCGCCGCGCCUCUGCGGCCGGGGCCCUGCGGGCGGCGGCGACGCGGCGCCCCAGCGCCUCCCGCUCCAGCCCGACCUCCAGUCACAGCCGCCGCCCCCUCAGCACGAUUCCCCGGCCAAGAAAUGCCGGCUGCGGAGGAGGAUGGACUCGGGCAGGAAGAACAGGCCGCCGUUCCCAUGGUUUGGCAUGGACAUCGGUGGGACUCUAGUUAAGCUGGUCUACUUUGAACCCAAGGAUAUUACAGCUGAAGAGGAGCAGGAGGAAGUGGAGAACCUGAAGAGCAUCAGGAAGUAUCUGACUUCUAACACUGCCUAUGGGAAAACCGGGAUCCGAGAUGUCCACCUGGAACUGAAAAACUUGACCAUGUGUGGGCGGAAGGGGAACCUGCACUUCAUCCGCUUUCCCAGUUGCGCGAUGCACAGGUUCAUCCAGAUGGGCAGCGAGAAGAACUUCUCCAGCCUCCACACCACCCUCUGUGCCACGGGAGGCGGGGCUUUCAAGUUUGAAGAGGACUUCAGAACGAUCGCUGACCUGCAGCUCCAUAAACUGGAUGAACUGGACUGUCUCAUUCAGGGCCUGCUUUACGUUGACUCCGUCGGCUUCAACGGCAAGCCGGAAUGUUAUUAUUUUGAGAAUCCCACAAAUCCCGAAUUGUGUCAAAAAAAGCCGUACUGCCUGGAUAACCCAUACCCUAUGUUGCUGGUGAACAUGGGCUCAGGUGUGAGCAUUCUAGCAGUGUACUCCAAGGACAACUAUAAAAGAGUGACAGGGACCAGUCUUGGAGGUGGAACAUUCCUAGGCCUAUGUUGCUUGCUGACUGGUUGUGAGACCUUUGAAGAAGCUCUGGAAAUGGCAGCUAAAGGCGACAGCACCAAUGUUGAUAAGCUGGUGAAGGACAUUUACGGAGGAGACUAUGAACGAUUUGGCCUUCAAGGAUCUGCGGUAGCAUCAAGCUUUGGCAACAUGAUGAGUAAGGAAAAACGAGAGUCCAUCAGCAAGGAAGACCUCGCCCGGGCCACACUGGUCACCAUCACCAACAACAUUGGCUCCAUUGCUCGGAUGUGUGCAUUGAACGAGAAUAUUGACAGAGUUGUGUUUGUUGGGAAUUUUCUCAGAAUCAAUAUGGUCUCCAUGAAGCUGCUAGCAUAUGCCAUGGAUUUUUGGUCCAAAGGACAGCUAAAAGCUCUGUUCUUGGAACAUGAGGGUUAUUUCGGAGCUGUUGGGGCACUGUUGGAACUGUUCAAAAUGACUGAUGACCAUAGAGAUGAGCCAUAGAUGGAACAGCCUUCUGGGAGAACAGGGAACUGAGCUCUGGAAAGGGUGAAAGCCACUACAGGACGGAAGCCAAGCCAUUAUGGCAGAUGAACCUGCUGGAUUUGUAAAUAAUUUAAAAUCCUUCUAGCCGAUCUUUUACUCUUGGAUUUUGAGCUUAUGAUUCAAAAUGGGGAAUACAAGAGUUUUUUUCUGUAUACUGUAUUUUUAAAAAAAAAAUCAUUUGUGCAGCGAGGCCAAACAUACCAAUUUGAUGCAUUAACUUUAAGAAAUUGUACGAUGUUUAGGAAGGACCUGAAAUGUAAGUGCUGUUUAUUCUUCUUCUGGGGUUUACUGAUCAGUGUGGUAAUUUUAACUUCAUUUAGUAAUUACUCUAGGAGAUUUUACCUUUACUUAUUUUUCAUGACGUUUCAUGAUUUGCUGUUGGUUUCAAAUGAAACUACAAAUCUGGCAUGUUUUACUGUGAACACUAUUUUGUUUGUUUGUUUACCUUUUUUGGUCUUGUUUUUUUCUGUUUGAAUGUCUUAUGAAAAAAGAGAAUCCUUCCCCUUGUUUCUGUCCUUGGAUGACUCCCCACCCCUCUCAAUACUGUUCAUUCAUGUAAUUGUUUAUAUUAAUCAAGGUGCUGACCAAUUCAGUACAAAGUUAAGCACGAGAUCUAAAGCUCUCAAAAGUGCCCUUGAAGAGAAAACCCUGAGUGUUCACAAAUUUAGUGAGUCCUGAAAAAGUUGAAAAUUAUAUGCAAUUUUGACUUUCCCUUAUGAAUCUACAAUGUUGCAUUGGAUUUACUUUAUGUUAGGUCAUAUUAAAUUGAGACGUUCUCUGAUGGACUGUCCUCAUCCAUGCACAGCAUAUGAAUGGCAGCAAAUCCUUGUACAGAUGUUGGGAUUUACAGGGGCAAGUCUCCUAGCAGAGUAACUGUACACACUGGGAGGUUUAGGAGAAGUCAUGGCUUGAGGUGUCCAUGUAGUCAUAUCUGUGUUUUGUACAUGUAUUACCUAGGAGCUUUGUAACAAGGCAUCUUAAAUAAUAAUAAAGUUUUUUUUAGUUGAAAUAUUUUAAGCUGAAAAUUAUAUUUCAAUCCCACUUUCUAAAAUUUGAAAAGAAUAUGAUACUGAUGUAUUUUUUUUUUCUGUUUAAAUGAAAUCAUUGGGACCGAUGGGUAACUUUCUAAUGAGAGUCUUGUAUAAAUAUUGAAACACAUGAGAUCUAAUGAUUUAAAACUAAGAAAUCCUUUCAGUUGAUUUUUUGAAGGGCAGAACAGUUGCUCCAUGAUGAAACUUUCCUUCUCUGCCUUCUGGGCACCAUCUCUAAUUUCCAUGUCUUCAAGUCUUGAAGAAGUUGAUGUUAAUUGAAAUAUUCACUUGUCUGGUUGAAAUAAAGCCUGUUUCUGUUGUGA